UGCAGCAGUGUCCGGCCUCAGCUGACGCGCGCCCUUCCCCCGCCCCCGCCCUCAGUUACCCGGCGUUCCUCACCCGGCGUUUUAGCCUUUGCUCCCGGGACUGCGGAGUCCCCAGCUCGGAACUGCCCCGUGCCCCGCGUGCCGACAUGGGGAAAUCUUUUUCUCAUUUACCUUUGCAUUCAAAUAAAGAAGAUGCUUAUGAUGGAGUCACGUCAACUGAAAACAUGAGGACUGGAUUAGUUAACAGUGAACCCCAUAAUGAAGAUGGAAGAAAUGGAGAUGUCUCUCAGUUUCCAUAUGUGGAAUUUACAGGAAGAGAUAGUGUCACUUGCCCCACUUGUCAAGGAACAGGAAGAAUUCCUAGAGGGCAAGAAAACCAACUUGUGGCAUUGAUUCCAUAUAGUGAUCAGAGAUUAAGACCAAGAAGAACAAAGCUGUAUGUGAUGGCUUCUGUGUUUGUCUGUCUGCUCCUUUCUGGAUUAGCAGUGUUUUUCCUUUUCCCUCGCUCUAUCGACGUGAAAUACAUUGGAGUAAAGUCAGCAUAUGUCAGUUAUGAUGUUCAGAAGCGUACAAUAUAUUUAAAUAUCACAAACACACUAAAUAUAACAAACAAUAACUAUUAUUCUGUUGAAGUUGAAAACAUCACUGCACAAGUUCAAUUUUCAAAAACAGUUAUUGGAAAGGCACGCUUAAACAACAUAACCAAUAUUGGUCCACUUGAUAUGAAACAAAUUGAUUAUACAGUACCUACUAUUUUAGCAGAAGAAAUGAGUUAUAUGUUUGAUUUCUGUACAUUGUCAUCCAUCAAAGUGCAUAACAUAGUACUCAUGAUGCAAGUUACUGUAACAACAACAUACUUUGGACACUCUGAGCAGAUAUCCCAGGAGAGGUACCAGUAUGUUGAUUGUGGAAGAAAUACAACUUAUCAGUUGGGCCAGUCUGAAUAUCUAAAUGUACUUCAGCCACAACAGUAGUAACUGAAAGAGAUGCAGCUGGAAAAGAAGAAAUACCUAUUGAUAUUUUCAAAACUCUCAAAGAUGAGGUACUUCCUAACAGAAGAUCUUGAAUUGAAAAAACCUGAAGUUUAUACUUCUCUUUUAAGGUUACAGUUAAAAAUGUGUGGACUUGCAGUUAUUCCAGUCUUCACUCUGGUGUUAUGAUAUAUUUGUACCAGGAUUUUUUACUUGAAUCUAAAUUUAUCAAUUGGUUUUCUUCUCUCCCAUUCCCUACAAAGGGGAAAAUUGAGACUUCCAUCUAGGGCAAUACAUAAUUAUUUAAAAUUCACAACUCCCGUCACUACUGAAAAUAUAAUUUUGGUGAUGAAUACAAUUCAAGAAACAUUAUUUCUGAAUUUUUUUAUAGAGUUUCCUGUGAGCUGAUUAUUCAUGGAAGACUUUUAAAACCUCAUUUUCCUGUUUUGUAUAUUCCCAUUGUUACAUGGUAGUAUUUCAACUACUUGGAUAUUUUAGCUUUUAACUAAAAGUUCUUAGCUCUUUAUGUGUUGAAAUUCUGGUCAUUUGUAUUUUUGUCAGUCUUAUUUCAAGCCAGUGCUUGCAUAAUUCUUAUAAGCCAAAAUAAUUACCUAAAAUUUUUAAGAGUUCCUAAAUAAUGUGUCUCAUAUUAGGGAUAGUUUUGUGAAAUUUUUGCGUGAUCUUUAAAUAUAGUCAUUUAAUGUACAAUAUUGUAAGUAAUCUAUGCAUGGCUUUUAUACAGCUUUAAUAAAUGUCAAAAUGAUACAUACUCAAAAUUAAAGUAAGUUGCUCAUAAAAAGAAAUAAAACAGGAAAAUGAAAUCCAGAUAACUGUAGAAUGCAGAUAUGGUUUCAGUUACAUAUUGCAUGCAUCUGGCAUAAUGUAUAUUUGAAAUCAAAUAUUUUGAUGCUCUACUUUUUUAUGUUGCUUUUUUCAUUCUAAAGAAUUGUGAAGACCCUAGUUUCUCACAACUUGUAGGUACCCAAGUCAUCAAUUUAAUGAAUGUUUUAGAGUAGGAAAUUAUUUCUUUUGUAGAAAGUAUGCAAGAAAUCCUGCCAUUGUAUCAUGAGGGCUUUAUCAAAGUAAACCUUAUAUUGUGCUUUUAAAAAUUUAAUCACUUUGCUCAUCACAUGAGUAUGAUUCCUAGCAGUUACAUUGUUAAAGUUUUCUACUUUUUGUUUUGAUUUUAUUUAAAAUUUUUUUCAAGUUUACAUUUUCAAUGCAUUUCCAUCUGGUCUUUUUGCCUUUUCACUUAUGUUCUAUGUAUUUUUUAAAUACAUAUCACUAUUUUAGGAGCUAAGUAUAGCACUGAAAAAAGUUAAGUGGCUUAAGGUUAAUUUAUUUCUGUUUCCUAGUGACAGAAUUUAGUUGUCCUCUUGCCACUAUAUAUCUGACUUGAGUCUGAAACAUAGCCUAUUUACCAGGCUCUUUCUCUCUCAACUAUAACACAUAAGCUAUAUUUAAUAAUUUAGACCUAAUUAAGGCCUCUCUUUUGCCUUUGAAGACACUCAUUUCUCUUCUUUAGUUUUCAUAUUAUUUUCUCCAAAUUUAACUGAGUGAACAUUUUAUGGGUGGAAUCUGCCAACUAACUUCAUUUCCUUAUUAUUUAGUCUUCCCUUUGUCCAUUGCUAACUCAUUCAUCCUUACUAUUAAACCAGAAUCACCCCUUUGAUUUAUUAUGGACUUUAUAUUCAAAUCACAAUUUUUAUAUUUUCUUUUUUUCUUGUGCUAUGUUUGCUACUACUCCAAUUCUUGAAACUGCACACUUGUCUAAUGUGUUGAUUUUACUUGUAUUUUUCUAAUCAUUUUCUUUUCCAUUUGUUCCUCAUUCCCUGCCUUUUACCAUCUUUCAGUGAGUAUGUUCUGGGUCACCUUUUCCCUCAAAAUUUGUACUCUUGUGACUUCUAGCAAUCACCUAUAUCUUGAUUAAGGCUUCCAAAUCUGUUUCUACAUAUCUGGAAGUUUCUUAUAGUGUAAAUUAAACUUGGAUUUUCUUAUGAUUUGUAGUGCUUGAAAACUUUUGGAGUGCAUGUGUAUUAUCUCCUGCAGAGACAGGAAAGUAGAGGGAGCACUUACUUUAUGUCACUUAAUUUUGACUCUUUUGCAUCAUCUUUUAAAUUAAAAACCUUGUUUCAGUGGAGUUUGUCAAAACAAACUAUAAUUUAGAACAAGUUAAACAGUAGUAGAGGAAAAAAAGAUUGCCUGUGACUAUUGUCAGAGAGGGGUAACUGCCAGGAUAAGCCUGUAAGUAACCUGUAAAUAAAUGAAACCAUAAAAACACAUUCAGGUGAAACAGCAUUAUAGCUGAAAACAAAUCUGGAAGGACUGAAUUAGGUUUCAAUUUUUCUUCUCUUGGGCCAAUUACCACUUUGUGUUCUUAAAUGGUAAUAGGAUAGGCAUAGGUAAUUGUUUAAAUACUCAUCUGAGACCUGAUCCAGAGGACAUGGUAAAGAUGUUACAAAUUUUUUUCUGAUACUUCUAAGAAUAACAUUUUCUUAAAUUUCAUCCUAAUAGAUUGUUGUGUUUUUUUUUUCCCCUAACCAAAUCCAGUACUAUGGUAGGCUUCAGUGUGGUGACAUGUAUUUAUACCACUUUGCAGUUUUCAGAGCUCUGUCCUGGUUGCUUACAUGAUCCCCACAGUCCUGUGAGUCAGACACAGGAGGGUGAUAAGGCCUUCAUCUUUUAGAAAGAAAGAGGCAUGGAGAAGUUGAGAAACUUGAUGAAGAUCACAUGUUUACUAUUAUUGGGACCAGACCUAGUUUUUCUGUUUCCCACAUCUCUGCUUUAUCAUUUAAAAUAUCUAUUGUGUAUAGCCCUACUUGACUCAGGUUAAUAUGGUUCAAAAUUAGAGAAAAAUUUCAUAUAGUUAACAGUUGACAAAACAGAACUGAUGGACUAGCAUUUUGGUAGCUUUUAAGUUAGUAUUGAAAUCUUUAAAAUGGGGAAUAAACACUUAUAAAAUACUUGGAGCAUAAUCUAUAGCUUAAUUUUUUUUGUAAAAAUUAGUAUCCCUUGAUCAUUGCAAUAACAAUAUAACCAAUAUAUUGUCAUCACAAAUUAUUUAUAAAAAAUAAAGAUUCAUGUAUUUGAGGUUUGAAGUAGGAACAAUAUGAAAAUAUUAUGUACCAGAUAAAUUGCUUGAAAUUCCCAAAUGACCAUCUUUGUUCUAGUACAUAAUGUUUAAAUGACUGUAGUUUUCUUUGUGUGCAGUUUUUCUAGGACUUUUUUGUUUGUUUAUGCCAAUGAGGAAAUUACUUUCUCUAACAAUUUAUGAGAAAAAAAUAGUUAUUUCAGAUUUUCUGAAUGUAGUUUGGAAAUGACACAGAGCAGUGUUAAGAUAGGUAGGAAGUGACUGCCAAAACACAGUGAAAGUAACAAAUUAAGAUAUGAGAAACUUUAGGCUAAUUAAUCCUUUAUGGUUUUUAGUAUCAUUAUUGUAAUAUAAUUCUGCAAUAUUUCGUUGGCAAGUAUGCCCCAAUUCUCCCCCACCUUUUUAUUAUUGUUGUUGUGUUUUUUGGUUUAUUUAAAGUUCUUAGAAUAAAAACUUCUUUAUAAAAGAUCAUAUCUUAUUUAGGAAAAUAGGCAUUUGACCCUGAAGUAAAUCACUGCUCAUUAUAGCCAGUAUUUAUUGGGGACUAUUGUGUUUCAGAUAUUGUGCUGACCUUACAUGUACACUAUCUUAUUAUUCCUAAAAACAGUCCUUUAAGGUAGAUGCUGUUAUUCUCUUCUAUUUUACAUCUAAGAAACUUGAGUUUCAGUGAAUUUAAGAAAUUUGCACCAGCUAGAAAGUGGUAGAUUCAGGAUUCAAAGUUAACUCGAGCAUCAUUGCUUUUUAUCACUUAGCAUAUUUUCUUUCCAAUCUUUGAAUAUGUUUUAUUAGUAAAAAUAUAUUUGCUGCUGUACUUAGUAUGUAAGACUUUGAGGUUUUUGAUGGUAUUUUCAAAAAUACUAUCAGGAUAUUUUAUUAUUUUGUAGAUCUUUACUAUAAUGAAGAUGUUUACCAUUGAUUUUUAAAAUAUCUAUACUUAUCUGUUACACAAGAUUUUUUUUCUUUUAAAGGAUGCACAAUUUUAAAUUUACAAAUAAAUCAGUCUUCUUUGAUAAACAGUAUGAAUUGAAGUUCAAGUUAUUAGGUUAUAAGCAGUAAUUUCAAGUUAUUAGUAUAAGCAGCAGUAAGUAUAAUGUAAUAACAUCUCACAACACCUGAAAGCAGCAUUACUUGGCUCAAAUACAUUUAAGGGUAAAUAAUUUUCUCUUUCAUAAAAUCAGCUUUUAAAUCAAAUGUUUACCUUAAUCUAUUUUACUUUAAUGGAAAAUAUGCAUUUUUGAGAGAAUGGGUUAAAAAGAUGGAUAAGCAGUUUCUUUUAAAAAAUGUGUUUUUUAUUUUUACAUUAAAACAAUAUAUUUGAGAUGUGCUUGGAUCAAAAAUUUAACUUCUGUAUCACAGAUUUACUUAUUUCAAAGUAAAAAUUUUCACUUAGCUAAAAUUUCUGAUUAAAACUAAUAAACACCUAUUUUUGUGCAUGGUCAGAAUAUAAAUUUCAGAGUGGAGUUUUGAAAUUUAUCCUUAAUUUGGAUAAGAGCAGAUGAUACAUAUAUAAACAUACUAUAGGGAUUAAAAACAGUAAUUUUCAUUUUUAAAAUGACUAAUGUGUUUAUGUUUGUAGUUAUUUUUACAUGUAUUAAGCACAGGCUCUAAAUUGAAGAAUAUAGUAUGGUCUUUGACCCUAACCCUAAAAAUGUUCCAUGAGUUAAUUUAACAACUAUAUGGCAAGGUUUCCAUAGCUAAAUCUAACUUUUUUAGAAGGAAAUUGUUGCCUUCUAUUUAAUUACAUUAAUUGAAAUGUGUUUAAGAGAAAUGUUUUCAGCAUAUUUUGUAAACUUAAAAAAAAAAGAGGAUUAGUAUUGGGCCAGUGGCCAAGAGGUAAUAUUACUACCAUGUAGACUACUAACAGUUCAAAUUGUCCCAGAAUUUUAGAAACUAGAAGUCUGGGAGAUACUGUAUUAGCAGUAGUUUGGUGAUUCUAGUGCUGUAAUUAUUCAUUUUUUGAUUAUUGUGUAAGAUGGAACAAAUGCCAAGUUGCAAAGGAUAUAUUUUUUUCUAGACACAGAAUUUCAUUAUUUAACAGCUUGUUUUAAGCAUAACAUAUCAGCAAACCAUACUUUGUGUGUUUUGUCAUAUGUUUCUUUAAUUAGUUUCAAAAACAAUAAAUUAAACAAAAUUUUGGAAAAUGAUUUGGAAUGCUUGUUGACUUGACCUGCUUGGUCAAAUAUUUGAAUGACGGUACUACUAGCAGAUCCUAGCCUUUUAUUCUAAUUGUGGAAUAAAGAAUAAUUUAGAAUGUGAAAAUAUGUUUGGGUACUUAGUCUCUAUUUAUAUUAUGUAGUUGCCUCCACCAUGACACACUUUUUAAACUUACAAGUUGAGCACUUCUGUAAUUGUAAUUAUUGUUGUUGUUCCUGUAACAAAACAUGCUUAUGAAAGUAAUAAGUGAAUAGAAAUGCCCCUAAAUGUUAACUAUAUUUUUCAUUCAGUUGAACUGUGCUCUUGAAUUGUGUAUGAAAAUAAAAUUUGUAAAAAUUUUAGCAUGGAAAAUAAAAUUUGUAUCCAUCAUAUAUUUUGGUUAUACUCUUGAAAUUCUCUUGAUAUAAACAAAUCAGUGUAGGGUAUUAGAUGUCCUUUAGCUUAAAGCUGUUAGGUGCUUCCAGUUUGCACCUUCCAAGUAUGUGAACUCCACUUUAGGGUCAACCUUGAUUUCUCUUUCUUUAAUCCACUUAGCUUCCAGUCAAUUGCUGCAUUUUCCAAUUUACAUCUGUAUUAAUAUCUCUGGAAUCUUCCUAAUACUUGAAAUCUCUGUUGCUAUUACUCCCUAAUUUCUUACU
Choloepus didactylus (southern two-toed sloth) is the source of this 6854-nucleotide messenger RNA. RefSeq names its product transmembrane protein 106B (gene TMEM106B). Bases 147 to 974 code for a protein of 275 amino acids. The record is from RefSeq and is a predicted model, not a curated record. Gene Ontology annotation, biological process: dendrite morphogenesis; lysosomal transport; lysosome localization. Gene Ontology annotation, cellular component: lysosomal membrane. Lineage: Eukaryota; Metazoa; Chordata; Mammalia; Pilosa; Megalonychidae. The transcript has 8 exons.